AUGGCGGCAAUCGAUACCGAGAAUCGAAGGGGAAUUUUACGACUACCAACUAGACCCAUUUCAUUGGAAGAUCGCUAUGAUCCACCUGCGAAUUUCCUUGAAAUUGACGUUGGUAAUCCUGAGACACACGGUUUCGGUAAUAAACGUUAUACGGACUAUGAAAUUCGCAUGAAAACGAAUUUACCAGUUUUCCGGCUGAAAGAAUGUUCUGUACGUCGACGUUACUCUGAUUUCGAAUGGCUACGUAAGGAACUGGAACGGGAUAGUAAAAUUGUUGUUCCAGCUCUACCUGGAAAAGCUUGGAAACGGCAAAUGCCCGGAUUUCUUCGUCGCGAUGAUGGUAUUUUUGAAGAUGAUUUCAUCGAAGAACGACGCAAAGGUCUAGAGCAAUUCAUCAAUAAGGUUGCGGGUCAUCCUCUAGCACAAAAUGAACGUUCACUGCAUGUUUUCCUUCAAGAUACUACCAUUGACUAUAGUUCAUACGUUCCUGGUAAAGUACGAAAUUCUUAG
Adineta ricciae is the source of this 510-nucleotide messenger RNA. The record is from the annotation of a GenBank genome assembly. NCBI's taxonomy places the organism in Eukaryota, Metazoa, Rotifera, Eurotatoria, Adinetida, Adinetidae.